UUGGACUGGGGAGCCUAUCUGUUACGGAGUAAAUGCCUGAUCUGCCAGGCUGGUCUUGCAACUCGGCUCCUUGUUUCGGUUUUGCCCUCAGAGAGAUGGGGAGCCAGAUUUCGAGUCUCCGCGGAGGCCGCUGGCCAUGAAAGGCAGGCAUUCGGCAGGGAGCUCAGCACCUGCCGUUGCACAGGAACCGCUUGGCGCGGGGGGCUCUCCGCCUGGAUGUGGCCUCUGAAACAUGCUGGGAUCUUCCUAACCAACCCACAAUCUUCCGAUUCUGUCAUCGUGGCUCUUCAGGAACUCACUCUGCUCUCCUUCACACACACUUUUAGUUAUUGCCUUUAUGACAGGUACCUGAUGCUGCCCAUGCAUGUUUUCACUCAAAUUACUGUUUCUUCUGGAACACACCAAAUGUUUAUUUCCUACAACUGUUCAUUUUCUACUCCAGUCAAAGUUUUGAGAAUCUAGUAUUAUUUUCCAAGAUCCAUGCUUUGCUUAUGAUCACCUUUUUUGUUUCAGUAUUUUCUUGACAAAUGGAAGAAGCUCAUUGGGGAAUGCUGAUUUUAUCAAUCUCGUGACCUCCAGUCUCAUGAUCCUGAUUCCUCUUUCACAUCUGUGUCUGUAACCUGGAGGACUGAGUACCAAAGUAAAGAUCCAUUAGUAUCUGCUGCCUUCCAGAUGUUUGGGUUCACAACUUCUGGAAACCCUUAUCAUUGGCCUUGUUGGCUGGGGCUGCUGGGAAUUGAUCUUCAUUAGAAAUGUGGAUUUUUGUAAAAGUUCAUUGCUAUGGACAGUGCUAUCACCUUGUGGCAGUUCCUUUUGCAACUUCUUCAGGAAUCUCAGAAUAAGGAUAUUAUCUGCUGGACCUCCAAUGAUGGAGAAUUCAAACUUUUGCAGGCAGAAGAGGUGGCCCGUCUUUGGGGGAUCCGUAAAAACAAGCCCAGCAUGAACUAUGACAAACUCAGUCGUGCACUCAGAUAUUAUUACGUAAAGAACAUCAUCAAAAAAGUUAAUGGUCAAAAGUUUGUUUACAAGUUUGUAUCUUACCCAGAGAUUUUGAAUAUGGAUCCGCUGGUUGUUGGCAGUAUUGAGGGUGAGGCUGAGGCACAGGCUGGCUUUGUUGAUACUAGCAACACUACAAAGGACAUUGAGACUUACGGGAAAGAGAAGCAUCAGGCCUGUGCAAAAUCCUCCAGUCGCAAUGACUAUAUCCACUCAGGCCUAUAUUCUUCAUUUACUUUGAACUCUCUUAAUUCCUCCUCUUGUGCAAAACUGUUUAAGCCAAUUAAGAUGGAGAAUUCAGCUGAGAAACUGGCAGAGAAAAGAACUUCUCAGGAUCCGACACCUUCAGUCAUAAAAUUUGUGACCAUGUCCUCCAAAAGGCCUUCAAUAUCUCCCCUUGCCUCGACUAUUCAACUGACUUCUACUAUCUCUGCUGCCUCUGUCCUAUCUUCAGGUUCAGAUGAAAGUCUCCAGGCUUUGGAAUCUUUAGUAACACCUAAAGGGGCAACCACUGAAAGUUCAGCAUCUUUGCCAGGCUUGACCUCUAAUUGUAACUCUACAUCUCCUGCAACCUCCACAUCUCCUAGUCUCCAGGUUCCACCCAAAUCUCCCUUGCCACCGUUAAGCUCUAAUUCUGAUCUGGUUAUAGACACAGAAACAGAGUCUGUAGUUUGCCAGCAGCUAGAGCACUCUCAGAAUCAAGCCUCAGAGGUUAAAGAGCAGGGUUCCUCCAUGUUUGAAAAGGAUCUUCGUCAUAGCAGAACUAGAAAGCCCAAAGGGCUGGAGAUUACUCCCACUCUGGUUAUUACUGGCAGUGACCCCAGUCCACUGGGAAUACUAAGCCCAUCUCUACCAACUGCUUCUCUUACACCAGCACUUUUUUCACAGACACCUAUUUUACUGACGCCAAGCCCCUUGCUCUCCAGUAUCCAUUUUUGGAGUACUCUCAGCCCAGUUGCUCCCCUCAGUCCAGCAAGAUUACAAGGUGCUAAUACCCUCUUCCAGUUUCCAUCAGUGCUGAAUACCCACGGACCAUUUACUGUAUCAGGAAUGGACGGGCCUUCCACUCCUGGCCCUUUCUCCCCAGAUUUACAGAAGACUUAGUGUAUGGCUUUUGGGAAAUGGACAGCUUGGAGUAACAAGAGAAAAAGGUUUCAUUAAAAAUGCUGCAACCCAAGUUUUAAAGAGCAGUUUUUAAUUCCAUGGAGACAAUUUAAACUGACUUGGUUUUUGCUAUUCCUGGUUCAGAUGCCUUUGCAAAAUCCUCUUUAAGACAUAUGAGAAUUCAUUAGGAAGUGCCUUAAUUGUGGAGACGCUUCUCCAGAGUUUCUCUCCCCCCCUGCUCCUUACUGCUUCUUUUGACUGAAGAAAGCUUCUUUUAAUUAAAAAAAAAACAUUUUUGUAUAAUAAUUGAAUUGGUAUUGGACAGAACAUGCAACUGGUAUCAGAUAGUUUUUGACUGAUAUCCUUCAUUCCUUUGCUUUUUGUUUUUUAUGUCAAAAUAUUAAUUCAUGGAAGCUGGCAUUCCAAGAAAUGCUUGGAAAGUGAAUAAAAAAACUUAUUUUUUACAGUGGAUUCCAAUGACCUUAAGGAGAAGCUUUAACACUGCAUUUUACAGUAGUGUAGAAGAGAGUUGAGGAAAAUUUUAAGAGUGGUUGCUAUGGAUAAGGAAACUCUUUUUCCUUUGGCAAAAAUGCCAGUUCAUCUAUCACAUAAUAGUGUGGUAUUUUGUAUGUUUGAAUGGUAUAGAUAUGCAUAGAUCAUGGGUUGAAUUGCUUUGAUCUUCCAAAAAGAUUGGAAGGUUUUAAGAUUUGAUAAGCCAAGUCAAGAAAAAUAAAAGCAAAUCCCUUGUUACAUAAUAAAGAAGAAUUGAGCAGAUUGUGCUGAUUGAAGAUCCAUGCAGUGGAUUUGUUCUGGCACUGGGUUAAUAAGCAUUUAUUUGUCAUGCUGUGGGUUAUUGUUGUCUUGCUUCUUGAUAAUGUUGUACAUAGUUAUGACAUUUGGGAAGUGAAUGUUUAUAGUUUGUUCUUUUUCCCUCUCAGCAAAUGAAGAACCAAAGAAACAUGCCUUCUCUUGGCCUCUUAUAUAUUUAGGUGUUCCUUUAAAUAUAAGUGGACUGAAGUUUUGAAUGUGUCCAAGCCUCUGAAGUUAGAAGUGUGCCAUUAUUAGAAAGUACUGUGGCUAAUUAAAUGUUUGAGACUGGAGGGAGAAAGAGCAAGAUGGCACAUGUUGUUUGUAACAUGGAAGGAGUAAAAUGUGCUUCUAGCCUGUACUUAAUCUUGUGGGAAGAUAUUCAUUGAGUAACAACUUCAGCAUGAUGGUAGUUGAGACUUCUUUGUAAACUGAUGGUAACAUAAUGACAGCUUGCUGAAGUGAGAGUCUUAUUUUGGGGGCUAGAAAUGGAAGGUAUAAUGGAUAGAUCUAAACACCACUAAUAGUAGUUGUCUCUCAGCUGAAAGAAUUUCAAGAAGAUUCACCCUUUCUGCAUAACAUUUAUAUUCAGGCCCUGUUACAUUUCAGAAAGCACCUUAAAUCUUGUCGCUUUAAUAGCUUAUUAGAAAGUUGAAAUAGAUACCAGAAAAGUGUUUUAAUACUUUUUAUGUAUGGGGGUUGGCUUGGAUUGAAAAGGGCUAACAACCUGUGGGUUUUAAUUCAUAUACUUAUUCAGGCACUCUGAAAAGGCCUCAUACCAUUUCAACCUGUAUGUUGGUAUGCAAGAGUGCCUCAAGGUAAUGUAUCAAACUAAAGGAAGACUAAAGGAAGAGACAUUUGCUGAUUUAUCAGCAUUAAACUAGAUAAUGAGAGAUCCCUGUGAAUGUGUUAUACAGAAUGGUGCAAAAUUUAAGUAACUGCGCUAUCCUUGAGUGAAAAACCUUUUAAUUGGCUCGAUCUGUAGUUGGCUCCCUUGAUCAGGCAGGGAUUCGAAAGGCCUUUUGUCUUUUGUUGUACCUAAUUGAAUGUGCAAUAUUUCAUAGAUCUGCUUUCAGUAUAGGCAUGCAAAACAACACUGGCAGGUAACAAAAGUAGAUGUCCUGCAUUCUUAUACUUGCACGGCAGGCAACGUCCAAGUCAGAGCAGCACUUUUUAAGGGCAGCCAUUCUGGACUGGCUGCUGUUGGCACAUGUAUUAGAUAGAGGAGGUUUUAAAAAUGAAGUUUGACUAGAACUCUACCACGUAUAGUAACGGUGGUUAAAAUAUUUGCUCUUCAUCUCCUUUGUCACACAGACAACAGAAGGGGCUGGCGAAUUCCAACUGAAUGAGAGAAAAAAAAAUAACUGAUGGACUAAACAGCCAUUUGUCACAGAUGUUUUUACUUAGAUUCCUGCACUGCGCAGAGGGUUCGAUUUGAUGACCUAAAUCAAUGUUUCUCAAACU
Messenger RNA from Python bivittatus (Burmese python), 4371 nucleotides. NCBI's taxonomy places the organism in Eukaryota, Metazoa, Chordata, Lepidosauria, Squamata, Pythonidae. The record is from RefSeq and is a predicted model, not a curated record.